CCCGUCGAGCCUUCUCCAACCUUAUCUCAAAAACUCGGAAGCCAUGUCUGCCUCUGCGGCUUCUCUCACGCUCUCAGCCCUAACCCUCAAAACCCUAUCUCUUUCUAACCCUAAAAUCAAACUCUUUUCUCUCAAUCCUUCUUCCACUCGCCUUCUUUCAAAUCCUUCUUCCAUUUCUUCUGUUGUUCUUCGUUCUCAAAGGGUUUCUCCUCCCUUCUCCUCUCGCUUUGUUCGGAAUGUCGCCGUCUCAUCCGAUUACGACCAGGAAGAAGACACUCUUGAGGCCGAUGCAAACGAAGCUAGCUACGCUCCUGACCUCAAACUGUUCGUCGGAAAUCUUCCUUUCAGCGUCGACAGUGCUCAACUCGCCGGCUUGUUCGAAAGCGCCGGACAAGUUGAAAGGGUCGAGGUAAUUUAUGACAAGACGACGGGACGAAGCAGGGGAUUUGGUUUUGUCACAAUGUCGAGUGUUGAUGAGGUUGAAGCAGCUGCUCAACAAUUUAAUGGUUAUGAACUCGAUGGCAGAUCACUGAGGGUAAAUUAUGGACCCCCUCCACCGAGAAGGGAUGAUUCCUCUUUCAGAGGCUCCAGAAAUGCUUCAAGAUUCGAUAACCCCAAUCGUGUUCAUGUGAGCAACCUUGCUUGGGGUGUUGAUGAUCUUACGCUUGAGAACUUGUUUAGGGAACAUGGAAAUGUUGUGGAGGCAAAAGUAGUUUACGACCGUGAGAGCGGAAAAUCGAGGGGCUUUGGUUUCGUAACAUUUAAUUCAGCAGAGGAAGUUAACAAUGCCAUUCAGUCCUUGGAUGGAGCUGAGUUGAGUGGAAGACCCAUCCGAGUAACACAAGCCGAAGCAAGGCCGCCAAGGCGCCAGUUUUGAGUAUCAGUAGCUUUUAUUUAUAAAGAAUUAACGUGGUUUUUUGGGCUCUUACAGUAACCUUAUUUUUCUAAGGUAUGUUCUCCGAUAGUAAAUGGUGCCAAAUGAUUUAGUGUACUUUCUCUAUGAUCAAUGGUAUUUGAUUCUUUUUCCCUUCUGAAUUUGCAUUCAA
Molecule: messenger RNA, 1046 nt
Organism: Benincasa hispida (wax gourd)
Lineage: Eukaryota; Viridiplantae; Streptophyta; Magnoliopsida; Cucurbitales; Cucurbitaceae
Product: RNA-binding (RRM/RBD/RNP motifs) family protein
Biological process (GO): chloroplast rRNA processing
Cellular component (GO): chloroplast thylakoid membrane
Molecular function (GO): mRNA binding
Source: RefSeq, a predicted model, not a curated record